Messenger RNA from Symbiodinium natans, 1023 nucleotides. The record is from the annotation of a GenBank genome assembly. Lineage: Eukaryota; Dinophyceae; Suessiales; Symbiodiniaceae.
AUGUCGUAUACCUCAUGCGUCAGACUGACUGCUGCAGUACUUGUCUUCCUGAAUCUUCAUUCCUUGCUGGGCGGUCCGUGUUUUGGAGUCGUGGGGCAGAAGAGGUUGCGGAAGUUGCAGGAGCAAGCAGGGCUCGUGGUGCAUUCUCCUGCAGCUGUCCGUCGCCAAGUUCCUUUGAGCUCAAGCGGUAAGGCACUGCUGAGGAGAAUCACGGCUGCGCAAACGUGGGAGGUGGUGGAGCAGUUGGUCCAGAAGUACACGGGGAAUGAAAUCCAAAUCUUCAAUGCAGCCAUGCAAAAAGCACUCAGCUUGGGACGUUACAGGCAAGGUGCUACAAUCUACAACCGGCUUUGCAAUUCAAACGUCACGAAGCAUCCAGCUACAUAUACAGCGGCGAUAACUCUUCAUUCGCGUUUGGGGUAUGCAGAAGCCGUUCAGGACAUAUGGAAGGAAGGUUUGCGUACACAUGGAAUGGAUACAGUGCUGGCCUCAGCACGGAUACGCGCUGCAGCUCGUGAAGGAGACAUUGAAACCGCUGUCCGAAUCCUGGAUGAAAUGAACGAGACGGGCAUUGAAAUCAAUGUUGUGCAUGUGUCAUCAGCACUCCGUGCCUGUUGGACUGCAGAAGGACCCCGUCAUAACGCUGCAAAAUAUCUUUUCUAUACGGUCUUACCAAGACUCUGCUUACAACCAAACAGAAUCACUUUCAACAACUUGCUGGGAGCCUUGGACACAGGCCCAUUGAGCGACAUUGUCUCUGCUUACAGCGACAUGAAGGCACUGAAUGUCACCCCUGAUGCAGUGACCGCUGAGACGUUCUUGCUGGCACUGUUCCGCAAGCCUAAGCAACAGAGAUGGACCAACCCUGAAAUCACGGCUCGCCACUUGCGCAAUGAAGAUGGGGCCCGUUUGAGUGCCGCAAGGUCUGCACUCCGCGACUUCAAAGCCAGUCAUGUCGAACUGUCAGAGCUCACCCGUCACAUUGAUGAUGCACUCAAGUUGCUUGCUGCAGAAAGGGUGUAA